This is a messenger RNA of Enterobius vermicularis (human pinworm), 1851 nucleotides long. Lineage: Eukaryota; Metazoa; Nematoda; Chromadorea; Rhabditida; Oxyuridae. The record is from the annotation of a GenBank genome assembly.
AUGUCUUUAUUCUCGACCAACGAGCACCUUGGUAUUGAAUGCGCAAAUGCUUCCAGUUUAGCUGUUGGCAGAUUUUUCGACAACCGUGACCAGUUGGUAGUUGGAACUUUUGCCGGUGAACUGACUAUUAUUGAUCCUGGCGAUCCAACCACAGAAAAGCAGUGUAUUCUUCAACAUUCGUUCCAAUUGCCGAUUAUUAGCGUUGCUGUUGGAAGAUUUUUGGCCGCCUCGGAUGACAACUUCUUGGCCGUUCUUCUAACGCAAAGACUUUGUAUAUGUCAAUUAUAUUCAGAAGGUAAUAACUGUAAACUGAUUGUCGUCAACGAACAUGCCACGCAUGAACUGGCAUAUAAUAUGUGUACUGGCCAGUUUGCUAGGUCUCAGGCAGAUCUUCUUUGUGUCCAAAGCCUCAGCUGUACGCUGACAGUCUAUGAGGCUGAACAGGCGCUACUGCAUCGAACCUUACCAAAUGCUUUAAUUCCUGGACCAAUAGCUUAUGCUUCAUACUCGGAAUCAAUAAUUGUAACCUCUGGUGGCGUCCUCUCAUCGUUUAAAUACAACUCAUUGGUAACAGCAACAAGCGGAAAUCAUGGCAAAAAGCUUGUGGCUGACUGGGCUUUCACUCUGGGAGAUUGGCCGGUUGGUGUAAGCACUGCCGGGUCGCCCACUUUGCAACCUUCGAUCCUCGUUCUUUGUAAAAGAAAUUUGUACUGCUUUACUCAGGGAGGUAUACUGAGGUUUAAUAUACGAUUACAGUGUAUCGCAACUCAUCUACUUGCCUAUGGAUUUGGUGAGACAUAUUUAAGAUACUGUAUUGUUGCAAGCCGUACAUUACAGUUUUAUGCUCAAAAUAUUCUGAUCUGGACAGCGAAUCUGCAGAUCGAUCCAAUUGAUUUACAACUUUGUUCUUUCGGGGAAUACCGUUGUAUGUUGGCGAUACUGUCUAGUGAAAGACUAUCGAUAGCAUACUUGGGCACUGAACCAUCAAUAUUUUGUCUUCCAUCAUCUCAAACUAGAUUUGUAGACUUUAAGCAACGUCAUAUAGAGCUUCAGAAAUUGGAAUCUGUUAUUCGACAACAGGUUGACGGAAUUAAAUCAGGUGAAAAAGUCGUCGAAGGUCUACGAUUGGAAUGUACAUAUAAGGGUCUACAAAAAGAAAUUGAAGACAAUUUUGCUGGUGAAACAGAAGGAAUAUGCGCAGUUGUGGAAGUUGUCGUCAAAGAUUCUUUCCCGUUAUUAGAUAUCCGACUGUUAUGUCAUUCACAAUUCAAUGUUGAAAAAUGUGUUGUAAUCAACGAAGAAGGAAAAAUUGCCAGCGCCGAAAUUCUUAUUCCGUUAUUAUCAUUUUGUCGAACAGAUAAGAAUGUACAACGAAAUGCAACCUACAAGAUAAAUGUGGAAUCGACGGAUACAUUGCAGUCUAUACCAGAACUAUCUAUCGAUAUGAAAGCUGAUGGUUGUGCAUCUGUAGCUUUUCGUCCAAUAUUUCUCGAUAGCUCAAUUUCACUUUUUUCCUUCUCAAGGCCAAGAAGAUAUCGGAUUUGCUCAGAAUCGUUACCACUGCUCUGUUUGGCAACUGAAAAUUUGAUUCAUGAACUUCGCAAAAAAGAACCAACUGUUGAGUUGAAGUUUCCACGACUAUUGGCUAUUACAUUUCAGAAUUUAUGCUCAUUUCUUGAGUUAGAAAAACGGAAAAUAAAAGAGCAAGAAAACUUGGAAAAAACAUGCAUUCAACUUCGUGGCGCACAGUCUGCUUUACUGCAGAGGCUAAAGGCACCAAGACCGACAAAUAUUUCUCAUCUAGCCGCUCUUAUGGAAUAUGCUCACGAACAGGUGAGAUAUUUUUUAUAA